GUGCUUCGUCGUCCGCCGCAAGCGCUCCCGGUCCCCGCCGCGCGGUUUCGACUCCGCGCGGCGCGCGCGCACGCGCCCGAUGCCGGACGCGGAGCCAGCGGCGGAUGCCGCCAACGCGGGGCCGGCGCCGGCGCUGCCCGACGACAUGCUCCUGGAGGUGUUCAAGCGGCUGCCGCCGCCGCGCGACGUCGUCCGCUGCGCCGCGGUGUGCCGCCGCUGGCGCCGCGUCCUCGCCGGCGCGGAGGCGGCGUGCCUCCCCGCGCCGCCCCGCCACUUCGGGUUCUUCCGCAACUACGCCCCGUCCCCGCUGCCCCCGUUCGUGCCCGCCGCGGGCGUCGCCUUCGACGCCGGCUUCGUCCCCGUGCCGCCCGCGUGCGGCGCGGUCCUCGCCGACGCCCGCGGCCGGCGCCUCCUCCUGCGAGAGCUCGGCCCCGGCAGCGCCCGCGAACUCAGGCUCAUCGUCUGCAGCCCGCUCGAGAAGACGUACGUGCGGGUGCCGUCGCUCUACACCGCCGGGCACAGGGUGGCGUGCACCGUGCUCGUCCCUGGGGAAGGCGCCGCGUUCCGCGUCGUCGUGGUCCUCUUCGGCUCCGCCCCGAACCACUUCGAGGUGCUCGUCCACUCAUCGGCCUCCUCCUGUUGGGAGGCCGCCACAGGGCCGGUGAACCGGGAGGUGGUCGUCCGCCGCGGCCCGUCGGUCGUCAUCGGCGACGUCGUGUACAAGCUGCACGGUGAAGACAAGUACAUCAUGGUCGUCGACGCGGUCAAGAUGACGCUGUCGGCGGUGCCCCUCCCCAACACAGGGACGCUCCUCUACGUCGGCAACCACUGGAUCGGCAAGACAGGGAACGGCCGCCUCUGCUUCUUCGCGAUGCGAGAGCAGCUUACUCUCGUCAAGUGGGUUCUCGCAGCACCUGGCAACUGGGUGGAGCUGCAACCCGUGGACCUCCGCAUGCUGAUGCACCCGGCGCUGGUUGGCGACCUCGCCCAAACCAAGCUCUCGGCAAAGAUGUCGGACCAGCUCCGUGGAUGCAAGCUCGUGAGCUUCGCCGCGUUCUGCGAGGCCACUGGCACCCUGUUCUUCAUCAUGGCCGACUGGGUCGUGGCGCUCGACCCCAGGUCGGGGAGGCUGCAGCGGCUGUGGCACAACACAGACGAGUCGCGGCCGCUGGGCGACGUGUACCCGUGCGAGAUGCUGCAGUGGCCGCCGGUGCUCAAGGAUGUCGGCGAGGUCCAUGAGGCGGGAGUAGUUUCUUGAAAUGCGGAUGUGAUGUUGGGUUCGGGCUAGCGUUUGCCUGUUAAUUGGUGGAUGCAAUUGAAAUUCUGGAUUGUUAAAUGUAUGAUGCGUUACCAAUCGCUGAAUAAAUUAUGGAA
Messenger RNA from Panicum hallii, 1374 nucleotides. RefSeq lists its product as uncharacterized. The transcript has a single exon. NCBI's taxonomy places the organism in Eukaryota, Viridiplantae, Streptophyta, Magnoliopsida, Poales, Poaceae. The record is from RefSeq and is a predicted model, not a curated record. Bases 80 to 1258 code for a protein of 392 amino acids. Gene Ontology annotation, molecular function: protein binding.